UGUAAUAGUAUUUAUACUGGACAUCUUUGUUUUUUCCCACUGCACAAAGGCUCCAUGUGGGAAGUAGUAGGUGGAAGUCCUGAAGGUACACCUCUGUACAGGCCACGGCUUCCUUCUGAUCUGUGGCAAAAUGAGCUGGAAGUGGGAGAACCAUUCAAAGAAGAAAAGGCUGUUGCUAAAUACCUGCGCUUCAACUGUCCAACCAAGUCUACCAACAUGGUGGGACACAGAGUUGAUUAUUUCAUUGCUUCCAAAGCUGUGGACUGCCUUUUGGAUUCUAAGUGGGCAAAAGCCAAGAAAGGAGAAGAAGCUCUGUUUACAACUCGAGAGUCAGUAGUGGAUUAUUGUAACAGACUCCUAAAGAAACAGUUUUUUCACCGAGCUCUAAAAGUGAUGAAAAUGAAACCUGACAAGGACAUAAAGAAAGAAAAGGAAAAAGAGAAAGGAAAGACUGAGAGCGGAAAGGAGGAUGAGAAGAAGAGCAAAAAAGAUAAUGGAAAAGAAGAAAAGGCUAAAAAAGAAAAGGAAAAAAAGAAGGAUGGUGAAAAAGAAGAAGGCAAGAAGGAUGAGACCCCUGGGACACCUAAGAAGAAAGAGACAAAGAGAAAAUUUAAACUUGAGCCUCAUGAAGAUCAAGUCUUUCUGGAUGGAAAUGAGGUAUACGUAUGGAUCUAUGACCCUGUUCAUUUUAAAACAUUUGCAAUGGGCCUCAUACUUGUGACUGCUGUUAUAGCUGCAACUCUGUUCCCACUUUGGCCUGCGGAGAUGCGUGUGGGAGUUUAUUAUUUAAGCGUAGGUGCCGGCUGUUUUGUGGCAAGCAUUCUUCUCCUGGCAGUUGCCCGUUGCAUCCUAUUCCUUCUCAUCUGGCUGAUAACCGGAGGAAGACAUCACUUCUGGUUCCUACCCAACCUGACCGCGGACGUGGGCUUCAUCGACUCCUUCCGGCCCCUGUACACACACGAAUACAAAGGACCAAAGGCUGACUCAAAGAAAGAGGAGCGGCUAGAACCCAAAAAGCAGACAAAAUCUGACAGUGAAGAGAAAUCUGAUAGCGAGAAAAAGGAAGACGAGGAUGUCAAAGCUGAUGGCCAGGAACGCUUUGGAUCAGAAGGUUCUGGAGGAGAGCGGAAUUCGGAUACGGACAGUGACAGGCGGGAAGACGACCGGUCACAGCACAGUAGUGGCAAUGGGAAUGAUUUUGAAAUGAUCACAAAAGAGGAGCUUGACCAGCAAACUGAUGAAGGGGAUUGUGAAGAAGAAGAAGAUGAAGGCGAUGAAGAUGAAGAGGAGGAACAAGAAACUAGACCUUUACAUGAACAGUCAUAAUUCAGCUAUUGUUUGGGACUGAAUCUUGUGCAGAAACAAUUGGAUUUUCUAUGUUGGCUGGUGCACUCUUUUAACAGCGUUUCUCCCCGUUUGCAAAAGUAUACAGCUUAGCCAAACAUCUUUAUAAAAUAGUUCAUAAUUUGAUUUGCAAACUAAAGGAAACUAUUAACUUGUUAUCAGUUUUGAAUAAUGUAUGCUUAUCAAAAGAUUCGCAAGUGUAGCAACUUGUCAAUCGGUAGACAUUUUGUCUAGAGGAGUCAUCAAACAUAUAGAGAAAUAUAGCUCUCUUAUUAGUUUGAUAGAUUGCAUGUUUUCAGUAAGUAAACAUUUCUUCAAUAGGAAUUUAACACGGUAAUUUUGAAUGACAAACUCUCCAUUUAUUCUCAGCUGAUUUAUCAGAUUGGUACUUACAACAGACUAUUCAGUUCGUUCACUCUAACUGCUAUUAAUCUUCAUAAAGCUGUGAGAGUUUAGUUAGAAUGUUUUCAUUCAAGAAGAUAACUUUUUUGCUUAAGACCAACAAAUUAUUACCAUUCACUUGGCUGUAGAUUUUUAAGACUCUUUUUAAUUGUGUGCAACCAACUUAGGAAAUCCAGUCUGUUCUGUCCAUUUCGUUUGGAACGCAUCAUCUCCAGCAGGUUAAAAA
This is a messenger RNA of Notechis scutatus (mainland tiger snake), 1972 nucleotides long. RefSeq names its product SEC62 preprotein translocation factor (gene SEC62). Gene Ontology annotation, cellular component: endoplasmic reticulum membrane; endoplasmic reticulum. Gene Ontology annotation, biological process: post-translational protein targeting to membrane, translocation. The record is from RefSeq and is a predicted model, not a curated record. Lineage: Eukaryota; Metazoa; Chordata; Lepidosauria; Squamata; Elapidae.